AUGGAGGCCCUCAAACCCCAUGGUGGUGGUGUGAUGGACGCGUUGACUCCGGCCGCGCCUGAGGAAGUGAUGGACGUCCCAGAUGCCCUGGACACCCCAACACCAAACCGCUGGAGCCCUGAGGAGACGAUAGGGUCUCUUAAUGAGAUAAUUGGCCUGGUCGCAGCUCGGUUAGGCAAUAUGUCAGGGUCUAUUAGGGCCCUAAGCCGGGCCAGUGAGACCUGA
Aspergillus thermomutatus is the source of this 225-nucleotide messenger RNA. RefSeq lists its product as uncharacterized. The record is from RefSeq and is a predicted model, not a curated record. The transcript has a single exon. NCBI's taxonomy places the organism in Eukaryota, Fungi, Ascomycota, Eurotiomycetes, Eurotiales, Aspergillaceae. The coding region runs from base 1 to 225 and encodes 74 amino acids.